AUGCUCCUGGUUGUGGUUGGGCGCCUGGCUGUUGGCCUCCUGGUUGUCCUGGUCGUUGUCGUGCUGGUCGUUGUCGUGCUGGUCGUUGUCGUGCUGGUCGUUCCAGCGCCAUGGCUUGUCGACCUGGUUGACACCUCAUUCACAGUGGAUUCACCUACGGUCUCGAUGUUGGUCAUUGACGCGCUCCCCUCUAUUUCCAUUGGCGUAUUGAUCACAGAUGAGCUUGUGAUAUCACUCAAUGCGCUCGACAUGGAGCUUUGCUCGCUGGUCGCCGCCGCAGCGGCGCUUUGCUGUCGUUGUUGUUUGGCCAUCUUCUUCCGACAUAUCUUGCACUCAACUCCUCUGUCGGUACAGAGGUGUUUGGUCUGCGAUGAAUGA
Molecule: messenger RNA, 378 nt
Organism: Acytostelium subglobosum LB1
Lineage: Eukaryota; Evosea; Eumycetozoa; Acytosteliales; Acytosteliaceae
Exons: 1
Coding region: 1-378 (125 amino acids)
Source: RefSeq, a predicted model, not a curated record